GAGCACGCGCAGGCGCGCGGCGGUGGGCGGGGCGCGCAGGCGCGGUGCGGCGCUGGGCGCGGGGCCGGGAUUUAAAGGGGCCGGAGCGGCCGGGGCUGCGCUGCUCCCCCCUUCCCUCCCCGGGACCCCCCCGCCAUGGUGUGCGGCGGCUUCGCCUGUUCCCGCAACGCCCUCUGCGCCCUCAACGUGGUCUAUGUGCUGGUGGGGCUGCUGCUGAUCGGGGUGGCCGCCUGGGGCAAAGGCUUCGGCAUCGUCUCCAGCAUCCACCUCAUCGGCGGCGUCAUCGCCGUCGGCGUCUUCCUCCUCCUCAUCGCCAUCGUGGGGCUGGUGGGGGCCGUCCACCACCACCAGGUCAUGCUCUUCUUCUACAUGAUCAUCCUGGGGCUCGUCUUCAUCUUCCAGUUCGGCGUCUCCUGCUCCUGCCUGGCCAUCAACAGGAGCAGGCAGGAGGGGCUUUUCAGCUCCGCUUGGCCCAUCCUGAGCAACGAAACGAAGACGGAGCUGGAGCGGCGGCUGGACUGCUGCGGGCUGCUCAACCGCAGCGCCGACCCCCCCACCGCGCACGCCUUCCAGGCCGACUUCCACGUCUGCCCCGCUAAGUGUAAGACCCUCCUGGGCAAAGACCCCCGCGCCAAGUGCCUGACGUGCGGCGAGAAGAUGCUCCAGCACUCGGAUGAAGCCCUGAAAAUUUUGGGGGGGGUCGGGCUCUUCUUCAGCUUCACGGAGAUCCUGGGAGUGUGGCUGGCCAUGCGCUACCGCAACCAGAAAGACCCCCGGGCCAACCCCAGCGCCUUCCUAUAGCCCGGGGGGGGCCACACGUCCCUGCCUGGGGGGGGGCCACGUCCCUGCUGGGGGGUGUGGGACACCCCCCCCCCCGCCCCCCCACGCACACACGGUGGCUCCUGCCAUGUCCCCCGGCUGCCGAUCGGCCGCCCCCCCCCCCCCCCGCGGCCACAUGAAGCCUUGGGCACGUGUGUCCCCUGUCCCGUGUCCCCCCCCCCACCCAGGACAGCAACCCCGGGGGGGGCCCAGGGCUACCACCCCCCCCACACACUGGGAGGGGACACCGUGCCAGGAGCCCCCCCCCCCAUCCCACUCUGGACCCCCCCAAACUGGUGCGUACUGGUUAUUUAUACACCGGGAAGGGGACGAGCAGCCCCCAGCCCCCCACGGCGUGUGUGUCGCGCCCCCCCCAGUGCCCCCCACACUGCUGGGGGGGGGGGGGACACAACACACAGGGUGGCACGUCCCUUCCCCCCCCCCCCCCCCCCUCGCUGCCACCACAGGGACGUCACCGUGUCCCCAAUAAACACCCUCCAGUGA
Grus americana (Whooping crane) is the source of this 1323-nucleotide messenger RNA. It is a transcript of the gene TSPAN31, whose product is annotated as tetraspanin 31. The transcript has 6 exons. Lineage: Eukaryota; Metazoa; Chordata; Aves; Gruiformes; Gruidae. Gene Ontology annotation, cellular component: membrane. The record is from RefSeq and is a predicted model, not a curated record. Bases 136 to 801 code for a protein of 221 amino acids.